Molecule: messenger RNA, 1509 nt
Organism: Podospora pseudocomata
Lineage: Eukaryota; Fungi; Ascomycota; Sordariomycetes; Sordariales; Podosporaceae
Exons: 4
Coding region: 1-1161 (386 amino acids)
Biological process (GO): beta-D-galactose catabolic process via UDP-galactose, Leloir pathway; glucose metabolic process
Molecular function (GO): aldose 1-epimerase activity; carbohydrate binding
Source: RefSeq, a predicted model, not a curated record
AUGAGGUUCUCGACAACGUUCAUCAUGGCCUCGGUCGCUCAGGCAGCGGCGGUUGUUCGCCAGACUGAAGGGUUUGCCCCGGGUGCUGAUGGGAAAUAUACCAUUUCCGCUCCUGGGAUCAAGGCUCAGUUCAUCCCCUACGGCGCCACGCUCACCAACCUCUUUGUUAGAGAUAAGAACGGUGAUGAUAUUGAUGUUGUCUUGGGAUACGACGACAUUGACUACUACCCCGUCGACCCAGGCCAUCCCGUCUACAACGCCAUCCCGGGACGCUACGCCAACCGCAUCGGCAACGGGAAAUACUCCAUCGACGGCGUCGAGUACACCACGCAGAAAAACGACGGCGACAACACCCUCCACAGCGGGACGAACAACUGGUCGUUCCGCUUCUGGGAGGUGACUGCCCUGUCGGAGGACUCGAUCACUUUUUCGAUUUUGGACAAGUCCAACUCUUCCCUGGGGUUUUUCGGCGAUGUCAAGUCGAGCGUGACAUACAGCGUUACUGACAGCACGUGGAAAAUAAAGAUCACGGCUGAUUCGCUUGAUCAAAAGACUCCGAUCCUCCUGACUCAGCACACCUACUUCAACCUCGACGCCUACCGCAACCCGGCCACCUCCCUGAUCUGGGACCACACCCUCCACCUCCCCUACUCCUCCCGCUACCUCGAAGCCGACCAAGGCGCCCUCCCCACCGGCAAGAUCCUCACCGCCGCCCCGGGCUCCAUCAACGACUUUGCCUCCUCCGCCAACCUCAAGUUCGGCCACUCCCGCGAUGACCCCAAGUUCCAGGGCAACUGCGGCGCCAACGGCGCGUGCGAGGGGUACAACGGGUACUGGCUCAUCGAGGACGCCCCCGAGGACGCGGUCGUCCUGACGUUGGCGAGCGAGUUUAGUGGUGUCAAGGCGGAGCUGAGGACUGAUCAGCCCGGGGUGGUGAUUUAUUCUUGCUCGUGGAUGGACGGGAGCGCGGACGUGAAGAAGAGCACCCAGGGGCUGGGGGAGAAGAACAACAAGGUUGUCAAGAGCAGCUGUGUCGCGAUUGAGGCGCAGGAUUAUCCUGAUGGGAUUAACAAGCCGGAGUGGGGACGUCUCGAGAAGCAGAUCUUUGGGCCGGGGGAGCGGUAUGUUCAGGAGACUUCUUGGACUUUUGGACUGGUUUAAGAGUCGAGGGAAAUGUGAGGGAUUGUUGGAGGGGAUGAAGGAGAGAUAAGUAUAUUGUUGGAAUGGUGGUAUGAGUUCAAAAUUAUCUGGUACAUACUUGUAGUCUGCUUUGAAGAAAAUUGGCUUGUUGACAUUGAGAAAGAAAGCUUUCCAUUAUGAGGUGCUGAGCACAGAUACGCCCUACCGAAGCCUUGAGUGAAGUUAACCUUUCUUGAUGCACCGGUAAUGAAAAACAUGGGGCUUUCAGCUUUUCAUGAUAAGCAGUCCAUCCACAUGGCAAUAACCGUGAAACAGCCAUGUAUACAACUCUCAAUCAACGCUUCUUUGAAACACCUAGCUUCUGCUCGC